Amphimedon queenslandica is the source of this 1072-nucleotide messenger RNA. Its product is annotated as delta(3,5)-Delta(2,4)-dienoyl-CoA isomerase, mitochondrial-like. The coding region runs from base 61 to 987 and encodes 308 amino acids. NCBI's taxonomy places the organism in Eukaryota, Metazoa, Porifera, Demospongiae, Haplosclerida, Niphatidae. The transcript is spliced from 9 exons. Gene Ontology annotation, cellular component: mitochondrion. Gene Ontology annotation, molecular function: delta(3,5)-delta(2,4)-dienoyl-CoA isomerase activity. The record is from RefSeq and is a predicted model, not a curated record.
UAAAAUAUUAAAGAAAAAUCUACAAGUUCGGAAAAUAUCCGGAAAAUCAAAAUUUCCUAAAUGUCUGCAACAAGAAUUCUGUCUUCGUUGAGCAAAGUAUUUUACCCUGCGUCCAUAAGAGUGUCUGCUAUGUCCACAGCAGGAGAAACAAACGCUUUGCCAGAGUAUGAGACCCUUAGCCUCUCCUCACCUCAAGAGUAUGUCGUUCAAGUUGAGCUAAACAGGCCGGAGAGGAGAAAUGCAAUGAACAAAACCUUUUUUAGGGAAAUGAUAGAGUGUUUUGCUGCUCUCAACAAGGAUAGUAAUUGUCGCAGUAUUGUACUCAGUGGAGCUGGGAAAUCCUUCACAGCUGGUCUUGAUCUUAAUGAUGCUGCCUCUGAUUUGUUCUCAAGUGAGCAUCAGUCAGAUCCAGGAAGGCAAGCUUUCAACUUCAGAGAAAAUUUUUUAAUGCCCUACCAGCAGUCAAUCACCUGUGUUGAAAAGUGUAAAAAGCCAGUCAUAGUAGCAGUACAUGGUGCUUGUGUAGGCGGAGGAAUUGAUCUCAUCACGGCUUGUGACAUACGACUAUGCAGCUCUGACACUUUCUUCCAAAUAAAGGAGGUAGACAUUGGCCUAGCAGCAGAUAUUGGUACACUGCAAAGGCUCCCAAAGAUUGUCGGUUGCGAAAGUUUAGUGAGAGAGCUGGUGUUCACUGCACGCAAGUUUAGCUCAGAAGAGGCAGUUGCAAUGAAACUAGUGAGUCAUGUGUAUCCUGAUCGACCUGCUCUGAUUGAAGCUGCUGUGAAGAUGGCGUCACUCAUCGCAAGCAAGAGUCCAGUUGCUGUCCAAGUCUCAAAAAUUAAUCUCAACUAUUCACGUGAUCACACAGUUGAUGAGUCUCUGGAUUAUAUGGCGACUUGGAACAUGUGUAUGCUACAAAGUGAAGAUCUCCUCAAAGCAGUGCAAGGCCAAUUGCAAAAAGAAACACCAAAAUUCUCCAAACUGUGACAGCCAAGAGAAAAGUUAUUAUUAUGACAAUUAAUUAAAAUCGCAAACACAAUAUCAAAAAUAACAUCAAUAAUAUUAAUAAUAA